AUGUUGUUGAAAGCCAAAGUGUAAGGGAGAACUUUUCAAAGACAGCAUGACUCACUGAACGGUGAGAAUAUCACAAAGUGUACAGGCAGCUGUGUUCACAAGACUGUUUUAAACUGACAGUUAACUUUUCAGUUGAAGUGUUAUGACCAGGGAAGACAGUUACAGAGAAGAAUUCAGCUAUGAUAGGAUGCCGACUUUGGAACGGGGAAAACAAGAGAAUGGAAAUUAUAUGCCAGAUACCAAAUCCAGUGACCUUCAGCUGUCAAAGAGGCUACAUCCUUGCUUUAGUUACAGAACAUGGAUCUUUUCAUUGCUGAUGGGAACUUGCCUCCUUAUUACUUCUGGAUUUUCACUAUAUCUGGGAAAUAUUUUUCCAUCUGAAAUGGAUUAUUUACGUUGCGCAGCAGGUUCAUGUAUUCCUUCAGCAGUUGUGAGCUUUGCUAUAGCCAGGAAUAAAAUUAAUGUGAUACCAAAUUUUCAGAUUCUGUUUGUUUCUACAUUUGCUGUUACAACAACAUGUUUAGUUUGGUUUGGAUGCAAACUUGUCCUCAAUCCAUCAGCUAUAAAUAUAAAUUUCAACUUGAUUCUACUUAUUUUGCUGGAAAUCUUCAUGGCAACUACUGUGAUCAUUUCAGCUAGAUCUACUGAAGACUGCUGUACGAGAAAGAAAAAUGCUGCAUAUGACAGUAGUGUCAUUUUGAGCAAUAUCAGCUUUCCUACUCGAAUUCUAAAGUCAUAUUCGGUAAUUGAGGUGAUUAUUGGAAUUUCAUCAGUAUUUGGUGGAAUAAUUGCUUUGAAUAUGGAUGUUCUAGUCUCAGGUCCAUAUCUUUCAGUAACAUUCUUUUGGAUCUUAGUUGCUUGCUUUCCAAGUGCUAUUGCAAGUCAUGUAGCUGCUGAAUAUCCAAGUAAAUGUCUGGUUGAGGUCCUGAUUGCCAUUAGCAGUGUUACCUCUCCAUUGUUGUUCACUGCUUCUGCAUACUUAUCCUUCAGUAUCAUGCAAGUUGUUGACAUCUUCAAAAAUUACCCACCUGCUGUUAAACAAUCUUAUGAUGUACUCCUAUUGCUUCUGAUGUUGAUGCUACUAAUUCAGGCAUGCCUUACUAUUGGAACUGUAAUACAGUGUGUAAAUUACAAGACAAAAAUGAAACUACAUGACUCAUCAUGGGCAGCAUCACAGGUUAAAAAGCAGGAAUACAGAACAACAGAGGUUUCCAAUAACACCUUAAAGGAUUUUGACAAAGACAAGGCCUGGAAAGCAGUUGUGGUACAGAUGGCUCAGUAGUUUGGAUUAUACAAACACAGCCAAUACAGUAAAUCAACUGUUUGAACUAAGGCAUAAAAACUGUUCAGUAUAUAAACAGCAAUAUAGAAGGAGCUGAGGAGUAACACAGUAAAUAAUGUGUCUUUCUAACACUUUUGAAGUAUACUGAUAAUAUUUUAACAUGUCUGUCUUUUCUUUUGGUGUCUCUAUUCUGGUGUUGCUACUAGAAGAAACCUUCAGAAAAAAGUUAAUGAGUCACAUGGAUUUAUGCUGAUAGCAAAGUAAAACAUGACAAUAUGUAGUAGGCUUCAUGUGUUUGCAGGAGAUUGUUGUAACUGCAGUUAUGCAGUCAGUGUAACUGAUAAAUGCUUUUGUAAAGUUAUGAGUACAAGUCAUAAUUGAUAUUUUUGCUUAUACUUCACUUUUGUAGGAGUUGUAAAGUUGGUUUGUGUCUUAUUGCUUUUAUAUAAAUAAAAGUCUUUAUUAUGUGGAAACUCAAGAAUAUGGAUUAAUAUCCUAAUUGGAGAGGUGAAACUAGAAUAUUCUUUCCCAUUAAGCUUCCAUUUCUGGGCUGUUAAAGGGGAAAGGGGCUUUUUUUUUUGAGUGUGCAGGUCAUUCUGCCCCUUUACUCUGCUCAGCUAAGACUUGGAGCAAUACAUCCAGCUCUGUUGCCCUCAACACAUGAAGAACAUGGACCUUGGUGAAGCCAUGUUGGCUGUCUUGAAUCACCUCCCUGUCUUCCAUGUGUUCCAGUGUAGCUUCCUGGAGGAUCUGUUCCAUGAUCUUCCCAGGGAUGGAGGUGAGGCUGACAGGAUGGUAGUUUCCAGGGUCCUCCUUUUCACCCUUUUAAAAACUGGCUGUAAUGUUUCCUACCAUGUAUCCAGCAGCUGCAAAGGAAGAUUUUUACAAGGUGAAUGAGCUGAUUUAACUCAAUUGUGAAAGGGAUUGUCUCCUCCAGCCUGUAUCCUUGUGCUACCUGUGAGUGGUAUCUGAUUAAACUGGCAGAAAAUGUUAUCUGUUACAAAAAUUGAAUAGUUUCAUGCUGAUUAACUAGAUUAACACACUGCAAACUUAUAGUGGUCCUCUCAAAUAAUUUCAUACCAACUGGAGGUAGAAUUGGAUUUCUGCCAGACUGGGCAUAGAUCAACAGAAGACAGUACUUGUCUUUCAUUAGUACUUCCUUUGUCCUUUACCAUCAAUUUCCCUGCCUAUAUUUUGGGUGUUAUUCCCUUUCUCAUCUUCAUUCCUUGUUUGAAAAAGUGCACUUCUACAUGGUCUGUGCCGGGAUUUACAACUUCAGACUGACCACGUUAUCAGUUGGUUUGUGUGUAGAUCACUGUCAAUUAUAGUUGGAGUUAAAUGAGUUUCUCAAAUAAAAAACUGAGUGUUUUGUGAUCUGAGUCUUGUGUUUCUGAAGAGAGACCAUGAGAUCAAAAUAAUAAAAUCUAAAUUAGUUUCAGAAACUGGAGUAGUCAGUCUUCCCUGG
Dryobates pubescens (Downy woodpecker) is the source of this 2747-nucleotide messenger RNA. RefSeq names its product modulator of VRAC current 1 (gene MLC1). NCBI's taxonomy places the organism in Eukaryota, Metazoa, Chordata, Aves, Piciformes, Picidae. The record is from RefSeq and is a predicted model, not a curated record. Gene Ontology annotation, biological process: regulation of response to osmotic stress. Bases 143 to 1282 code for a protein of 379 amino acids. Gene Ontology annotation, cellular component: endoplasmic reticulum; cytoplasmic vesicle; plasma membrane. The transcript is spliced from 12 exons.